Molecule: messenger RNA, 1788 nt
Organism: Hyaloperonospora brassicae
Lineage: Eukaryota; Oomycota; Peronosporomycetes; Peronosporales; Peronosporaceae
Source: the annotation of a GenBank genome assembly
AUGGCCGACCAAGCGCGCACGACGACAACCAGCAGCUCCAGUACCAGUACGAGCGGCAACUGGCGGCGCAAGGCACCGGCUGGAGAGCGCAAGGACAGCGACGUCGAGCACCAGAAGAAGAAGCCGCGGCGCGGGGGCCGUCGCAACAAUAACAAGCAGCACGUCAAGACGGAGCAGGUGUACCAAGCGAAGGACGCCGCGGCCGUGUCGAAGCCCCACGUGGGCGCACCGGCGAGUGGGUUUGCAGCUGCAGAGGUCGACGACGCGACCGUUGAGCCUGCGAAGGCCACGAAUUUGGACUACCUGUCGGACGUUCUGUUUGCGUCGCUGGACAUUUCGGCGCCGACGAAGCGCGCGAUCGUUGAGGACCUCAAGUACGAGCGGCUGACGAACGUGCAGAACGAGACGUUUGCGCACAUUCUCGAGGGCAAAGAUGUGCUGGCCAAGGCCAAGACGGGCAAUGGCAAGACGAUUGCGUUCCUCUUGCCGGUGAUUGAGAACAUGGUCAAGCGCGGACGGCAGUCGCCGAGUGCCAUUCCAGCACUGGCCGUGUCGCCCACGCGGGAGCUGGCGCUGCAGAUUGCGACUGAGGCCAAUCGGCUCACGAAGUUUCACGCCUUUCAUGUCGCGUGUUUCGUUGGGGGCACCGUGGUCAAGAAGGACCAGCGCACGCUGACGGGCAGCACGCCAAUCGAUCUCCUGAUUGCAACACCAGGUCGACUCGUCGAUCAUUUGAAGCAGAACACGGGCAAACUUGCGGACCGAUUGGGGCAGACGAGCGUUCUGAUUCUGGACGAAGCAGAUCGAUUGCUGGACAUGGGCUUCCGCCCGGACGUCAUGCGGAUCAUUGGAUACCUGCCAAAGAAGCGCCAGACGCUGCUGUUCAGCGCGACGCUGCCGGCCUCGACCGAAGAGCUGAAGCAAGUGGCGUUGCGACCGGACUACGUGUUUGUCGACACAAUCGACGAGAACGAGGCGGACACGAAUGUGCAGACCGAGCAGGAAUACAUUGUGUGCUCGAUGGAGAAUGUGAUCCCCAUGGUGGAGCGCGUCUUGAUCGAGCACAUGAAGCUACCUGCGUACAAGGUGAUGCUAUUCCUGCCCACUGCUCGUUCGGCGCAGUUCAUGGCGCAACUGUUCCAGACUGCAGGCUUUCCAGGGGUCUUGGAGAUGCACUCACGGAAGAACCAGGGAGCGCGCACGAAGACGGCUGCGGAAUUCCGUAAGGGUCGCAAGGUGAUGAUGUUUUCAUCCGACGUGUCGGCGCGUGGCGUGGACUAUCCGGACGUGUCGCUCGUGCUCCAAGUGGGUCUCACCGAUCGCGAUCAGUACAUCCACCGUCUCGGACGUACGGCACGUGCUGGUAUGAAAGGCAAAGGCGUUCUCGUUCUGGCGGAGUUCGAGGCGCCUAUGCUCAACAAGUUGUCUGACCUGCCUCUCACGUUGAGCAACGAUCACACUGCUGAGAUGCUGAAGCCGUCGCAGUCGCGCGCGCUCGCAGUCACGCAAGAGCUGAGGAAGUACGACGCUCUGGAAAAGUCGGCGCAGCAGUCGUACCAAGCGUGGCUCGGUUUUUACAACUCGCACGCAAAGCGUUUGCGACUGAAGCCAGUCGAGCUCGUCCAGCUUGCUGCCGAGUACAGCCGCAUCAUCGGUCUGGACGAGGUGCCCAAGCUCGAGAAGCGAACACUGAAGAAGAUGAACCUUCUGGGCGUGCCUGGCAUCGAGCCGUCUCCGUUCGUUCGCGACGCUGGCGGGAACCGUGGUGGUGGUCAUGGCCGCAGAUAA